This is a messenger RNA of Meloidogyne enterolobii, 846 nucleotides long. The record is from the annotation of a GenBank genome assembly. NCBI's taxonomy places the organism in Eukaryota, Metazoa, Nematoda, Chromadorea, Rhabditida, Meloidogynidae.
GACAUGGCUGAAUCUGGCAAGAAUCUUUUUGAAAAAUUUGUGAAACGUGGUGGAGGAAAGGGUGCAGGAUUAGGUGCUGGGAUUUUGGCAGUUGGAGCUGCUAUUGAGGCUGGUCACCGAGCAAUAAUCUUUAAUAGAAUUGGUGGCUUGGGAAAUGAAAUAUACAAGGAAGGACUUCACUUUCGUGUUCCUUGGUUUCAGUAUCCUAUAAUUUAUGACAUUCGGGCAAGACCCAACCAAAUACGAUCACCAACUGGAAGUAAGGAUUUGCAAAUGGUCAACAUUGGAUUAAGAGUCUUAUCUCGUCCUGAUCCUAAUCAAUUGCCAAAAAUCUACAGGACUCUUGGACUUAAUUGGGAGGAGCGAAUACUCCCUUCUAUUUGUAAUGAGUUCAAUGCAUCACAACUGAUAACGCAACGUCAACAAGUUUCUAUGUUAGUUAGGAAGGGACUUAUCGAGCGUGCUUUGGACUUUAACCUUAUACUUGAUGACGUGGCCCUUACCGAGUUGGCAUUUUCUCCUCAAUAUAGUGCUGCUGUUGAAGCAAAACAGGUUGCUGCUCAGGAGGCGCAACGUGCGAGUUUCUACGUUGAAAAAGCUAUACAACAACGUCAAGAGAAAAUUGUUCAGGCGGAAGGAGAGGCACAAUCGGCAAAAAUGUUGGGAGAGUCUAUGAAAAAUGAUCCUGGGUUUCUCAAGCUUCGCAAGAUUCGUGCAGCUCAGAAGAUUUCUAAGGCUAUUGCACAUUCGUCAAAUCGUGUCUUCCUUCCAUCUGAUGGAUUGUUUCUGAAUUUGGGUGAUGAUGACUAUCUCGAAAUCAAGUCUAAAGUUAAUCGAAGCCGUUAA